Molecule: messenger RNA, 1372 nt
Organism: Xenopus laevis (African clawed frog)
Lineage: Eukaryota; Metazoa; Chordata; Amphibia; Anura; Pipidae
Gene: psmd4.L
Product: proteasome 26S subunit ubiquitin receptor, non-ATPase 4 L homeolog
Exons: 10
Coding region: 124-1257 (377 amino acids)
Biological process (GO): proteasome-mediated ubiquitin-dependent protein catabolic process
Cellular component (GO): cytosol; proteasome regulatory particle, base subcomplex; nucleus
Molecular function (GO): polyubiquitin modification-dependent protein binding
Source: RefSeq, a predicted model, not a curated record
AAGAAGCCGCCCACUGUCACGUGUUAGCGACGUGCCCUGCGGCAGAACGUUACGUGAGCGUGACGUCACCCGGGCCUAAUAGCAAAUUGGAACUAGCAGCGACCCGUAGUGACUACAGGAAAAAUGGGGCUGGAAAGUACUAUGGUCUGUGUGGAUAAUAGUGAAUAUAUGAGAAAUGGGGACUUCCUGCCAACGAGACUUCAGGCGCAGCAGGACGCAGUGAACAUUGUUUGUCACUCCAAGACUCGCAGUAACCCUGAAAAUAAUGUGGGGCUCAUCACACUGGCAAAUAACUGUGAGGUUCUCACCACACUCACUCCAGACACUGGGCGAAUCCUUUCCAAACUCCACGCGGUGCAGCCCAUUGGCAGGAUCACUUUCUGCACUGGAAUCCGUGUUGCGCAUCUGGCACUGAAGCACCGCCAGGGCAAGAACCACAAGAUGCGGAUAAUCGCCUUUGUUGGAAGUCCAGUGGAGGACAAUGAAAAGGAUUUGGUGAAACUGGCAAAGCGUUUGAAGAAAGAGAAGGUGAGCGUCGAUAUCAUCAAUUUUGGAGAAGAGGAGAGUAACACGGAGAAGCUGACGGCAUUUAUCAACACCCUGAAUGGAAAGGACGGCACUGGCUCCCACUUGGUCACUGUCCCUCCUGGGCCCAGCCUGGCCGACGCCCUCAUCAGUUCUCCAAUCCUGGCGGGAGAGGGAGGGGCAAUGCUGGGACUGGGAGCCAGUGACUUUGAGUUUGGGGUGGAUCCCAGCGCUGACCCGGAGCUGGCCCUGGCUCUGCGUGUGUCUAUGGAGGAGCAGAGGCAGCGGCAGGAGGAGGAGGCCAGGAGAGCAGCCGCUGCUUCAGCUGCAGAAGCCGGAAUCACUUCCACUACUGGGGAUGAUUCGGAUGAGGCGCUGCUGAAGAUGACCAUUGGGCAGCAGGAGGGCACGCGCAGUGGGCUCCCAGAUUUCAGCAGCAUGACGGAGGAUGAGCAGAUUGCAUACGCCAUGCAGAUGUCCCUACAGGGGGCAGAGUUUGGCCCAGUGGAGGCCGGGGAGCUGGACAGCAGUGCUGUAAUGGACACCUCAGAACCCACAAAGGAUGAAGAUGAUUAUGACGUGAUGCAGGAUCCCGAGUUCUUACAGAGUGUCCUAGAGAACCUGCCCGGAGUGGACCCCAAUAAUGAAGCCAUUCGCAAUGCUAUGGGGUCCCUGGCUUCCCAGGCCUCUAAGGACAACAAGAAGGACAAGAAGGAAGAGGAGAAGAAAUGACGGGCGCAGGAGCUGCCACUUGCCUCGCACUCUGACAGACUGGGGGGGGGGAUUGUGGGUGGGGCUAUCUAUUUGCAAUUCUAGUUACAUAAUAAAUAUCUUGCUGUUGCUCUGA